Messenger RNA from Alnus glutinosa, 447 nucleotides. RefSeq lists its product as uncharacterized. The record is from RefSeq and is a predicted model, not a curated record. The transcript is spliced from 2 exons. Bases 1 to 447 code for a protein of 148 amino acids. NCBI's taxonomy places the organism in Eukaryota, Viridiplantae, Streptophyta, Magnoliopsida, Fagales, Betulaceae.
AUGAAGGAAAUUAUGGGUAUUACUGAUGUUCUUUGUCAAGCUUUACAGCAAAAAUCUCAUGACAUUUUGAAUGUUAUUCAUUUAGUUCCUGUUGCAAAAAAACUUAUCCAAAAGCUAAGAGAUGAUAAUUGGGAUAAAUUGCUUGACGAUGUUGUCUCUUUCUCCAAGAAAUUUGAAAUUGACAUCAUAGACUUAAGUGCCUGUUAUAUUGAAGGUCGAUGUCGUAAUCAACGAAAUCACAUUACAGUGGCGCAUCAUUAUCAUUUUGACAUAUUCAAUGCUACUAUAGACUUUCAAUUGCAAGAGCUCAAUUGUAGGUUUGGUGAAAGGGCGGUCAAACUUUUGACACUUAGCUCAGCUUUGGAUCCAAAGGACAGUUAUAAAUCCUUUAAAAUUGAUGAUAUAUGUAGUCUUGCAAAGAAUUAUGUCAAGAAUUGGCAGAGAUAG